Molecule: messenger RNA, 703 nt
Organism: Haplochromis burtoni (Burton's mouthbrooder)
Lineage: Eukaryota; Metazoa; Chordata; Actinopteri; Cichliformes; Cichlidae
Exons: 5
Coding region: 99-539 (146 amino acids)
Source: RefSeq, a predicted model, not a curated record
CUCCACCUACAUCCACACCUCCACCUACAUCCACUGCUCCUCCUGCUUCUAUCUCUAUCACUGUUUCUCCAUCACUCUCUCCUGCUGUUCUCUCUGUGAUGUCAGUUUUUGGAUCACUGCUUCUUAUGGUUCUACUGGUGUUACUAAUUCUACUGAUGAGGCGAUUUAUUCACAGAAAACCUGAAGAGACUGAUCUAGCUGCAGUCUACUCAGCAGUGAGAACUGAAGACGUCAGUUAUGGGCAAAUCACCAUCAAAGAGAAGCAAAGAAAGUCAAAGAAAAGAGAGUGUGAUCCAGCUGGAAUCUACUCAUCAGUGCGAACUGGAGACGUCAGUUAUGGACAAAUCACCAUCAGAGACAAGGAAAACAGAUCAAAGACCAGAGCCAGUGGAGAGAAAUCUGGAGGUGAUGACAUCACAUACAGUGACCUCAAAAUAUUACAUCAUCACCAGCAGCAGCCAACCAACCGGAGCAGAGAGCUUCCAUCAAAUCCAGAUGUUGUCUACUCCUCACUGAAGAAAUCUGCAAGUCCAACCUGACAACCAGCUGCUGGUCCACACAGGCCGUCAGACCAGAGGGCUUUCGUUAUAAAGCAGAUGUGUAUGUAUUCUGUUUGAUCUCUUCAUUAAAUGCACUCACAGAACUGCAGACGGACAAAGAAAAACUGAAUGUGGUGAUGAGACGUUUUUGUAAAGAAGCUCAA